AUGCCCUUCGGUAUCAUCGACUGCAAGAAGUUGGAGGUCGUCCCUGGUACCUCUUUCAUGAGUGACCAGGAUGACCUCCCUCCCGAGUAUUCAGAAGUCCCUCGAGAGCUGUUGAAGCACGGCAAGGGCAGAUAUGCGAACAUCAUUCUGGUUCCUCAGCCCUCGGAUUCACCGAACGACCCCCUCAACUGGCCACAAUGGCAGAAGGAGAUGAUCCUCCUGAUCGUCGGUCUAUCGGCAGCCGUCGUCGGUGCCUUUGGUCCCAUGCUUUCGCCUGGUUUCGUUCCUAUUUCAGCACAACUCGGUAUCACGGUCGAGGUCCUCUCUCAGGCGACUGCGUGGCUCAUUCUUACCAUCGGUCUCGGUCUUUUCAUCACGAACCCUCUCGCGAAACUGUACGGAAAACGACCAAUCUACAUUCUGGCCAGCUGUAUCAUGCUGGCAGCCAGCAUCUGGGGAGCCGUGGCGACCGACUACAGCUCAUUCUUGGCCAGUCGUGUCGUUUCGGGUAUUGGAAUGGCCCCAUACGAGGUCUUGGUCCAAUGUACCAUUGGUGACCUCUAUUUCGUCCACGAACGCGCCACUCGCAUCGCUGUAUGGAAUCUGUUCCUUCUGACCGGUAUCGCUGGCGGAGCGCUGGUAUCGGGAUACAUCAUCGAAUACGACGGCUACAAGUGGACAUUCGGAGUGUGCGCCAUCUUCUUUGGCGUCCUCCUGUUCGGUGUCCUCUUGUUCGUACCGGAAACAUCGUUCCGCCGCGACGCUGUCGUGGUCGUUCCUGUUCAAGAUGAGGUUACGGGAGACUCGGAGAAAGCUGGUACAACACAUGUACACAUGGGACUGGGUCAUGAGCACGACAUCUCUCAGGCGCAUGGUGAAAAGAGCAAGCAUCUCUCUUACUCGGCAACGCAUGGCUCGAGUGAGCCCAAGAUGUCGUACUUACGGUCGCUGCGUGUGUUUACUGGUCGAUACAGUUAUGCGCCUCUGUUCAAAGUCUUCACGCGUCCUGUGGUCCUAUUCUUUUACCCUGCGGUAUUCUGGGGCUUCUUGGUGUACGGUACCACCUUGACAUGGAUUGUGGUUUUCUCCGUCGUCAACGGAGUCAUCUUCGUAGCUCCUCCGUACAACUUCUCAGUCUCGCAGGUCGGAUUGAUCAGUUUGUCUCCAUUCAUCCUCACCUUGUUGGGUGAAGUCAUCUCCGGACCUCUCAAUGACUGGAUUUGCGUCUACCUGACCCGGAAAAAUAAGGGUAUCUACGAGCCAGAAUUUCGCCUGGUGCUCAUGGUUGUCGUGGCGAUCUUGGGCACGGUCGGUUUCUUUGGCUUCGGUGCGACGGUGCACUACCAGACUCACUGGACCGGACCUGUUCUUACCUUUGGUCUUGCAAACAUGAGUCUCGCAUUUGCGUCGACCUGUGUGUUUGGUUAUGUGAUUGACUCAUACCCAAGAUUGAACGAGGAGGCCUUUGUUGCCAUCAACGCUCGUAAUCUCUUGACCUUCGGCCUGACCUACUUUGUCAACGACUGGCUGGCUCAAGACGGCGCCCUGAAGGUUUUCUGCGUGCUUGGAGGGCUCUUCUUGUUUGUGUGCUUCUUGACCAUUCCUCUAUGGAUCUAUGGAAAGAAGAUUCGAUCCGCGAUCGGUAGAAAUGAGUGGCUCCAGAGGUAUAUGAACGACGACAUGUAA
Exophiala oligosperma is the source of this 1686-nucleotide messenger RNA. RefSeq lists its product as uncharacterized. Bases 1 to 1686 code for a protein of 561 amino acids. NCBI's taxonomy places the organism in Eukaryota, Fungi, Ascomycota, Eurotiomycetes, Chaetothyriales, Herpotrichiellaceae. The record is from RefSeq and is a predicted model, not a curated record. The transcript has 4 exons. Gene Ontology annotation, biological process: transmembrane transport. Gene Ontology annotation, molecular function: transmembrane transporter activity.